Messenger RNA from Drosophila virilis, 1906 nucleotides. RefSeq names its product sideroflexin 2 (gene Sfxn2). NCBI's taxonomy places the organism in Eukaryota, Metazoa, Arthropoda, Insecta, Diptera, Drosophilidae. Gene Ontology annotation, biological process: monoatomic ion transport; serine import into mitochondrion. Gene Ontology annotation, cellular component: mitochondrial inner membrane. The record is from RefSeq and is a predicted model, not a curated record. Gene Ontology annotation, molecular function: monoatomic ion transmembrane transporter activity.
AAACAUUUGUUGUGCAUGGCAGUUGAAUCACAAUAUAAAAAAGGUGCCUGUAUUUGUGCAAAUGUAUGCAUAGCUUGCCAAAUAAAGCAGAUGAUAUAAAUACAAAACAAUUGAUUAACUGUCAGAUGGUAUAAAUAUCACCAGCCGUUAGAAAAUGCUAUUAUUUAAAACGACGCGAUUGCAGAUUAUCGAUAACUAUCCGGCUAACCGUUGGAUAAAGAGUUAAUAAAAAUAAUACAAUACAAAUAAAAUAAAUUGCGACUGCGAAUUAAGGGUGUGUGUGUGUGUGUGUGUGUGUGCGCGCGCGUAUAUAUAUAGAGAUACAUACAUACAUAUAUAUAACAAAAUUGAAGCUGAGCAAUUACUCAAUUGUGUAAUGUCCACCAGAUGCGCAAUCUCGUUGCCAAACGGCUGGCCGUCUACAACAACAUUUAUGUGACUUAUUGGAGCUGCGCCAAAACAACAACAACUGCAGCAUUGAACUGCAUUAGACGGCAUAAAUUCGAGCAGCCAGGUGAGAACGUAACACCUGCUCGGAAUUAAUCGCACUGACACAAAGACUCGGCCCUAAGUACACACAACUCAAGUGUAUUCUCGCCGGCAGCUAUAUAGAUAGGAUAACAGCCUUAAUUGGGGCAUCAAAUUGUUACGUAACUGAAAGAAAUCCGACGCAGUUCAAAAGGCCAAACAACAUGUCGGAGAAAUUAUCAAUUAUCGAUGUGAACCGGUUGUUCGAUCUGCAGACGUUUACGGGUCGCUUUAAGUACUAUGCCUGGAUGACGGAUCCGCGCACGGUGGUCGUGUCCAACGAGCGCCUGCUGCAGGCCAAGCAAAUGGUGGACAACUAUCGGGCUGGCAAACAGAAGGAGAAUCUGAAACCCGAAGAAGUUAAAUACAAUCUGAAGCUGUAUUAUUCGGCAUUCCAUCCGGAUACAGGGGAGCUGCAGAACUUUGCCGGCCGGAUGAGUUUUCAGGUACCCGGUGGCAUGCUGAUUACGGGCGGCAUGUUGGCCUUCUAUCGCACCGUAUCCGCCGUGGUGCUCUGGCAGUUUCUCAAUCAGUCCUUCAAUGCGGUCGUCAACUAUACGAAUCGUAAUGCCAACUCGCCCACCAGUGUUACGCAGCUGGGCCUGUCCUUUGUGUCGGCCACGACCGCGGCAUUAGUUGCCGCCAUUGGAUGCAAGAAUUACUGGUCGAAGAAUGCGUCGCCGUUUCUGCAGCGGUAUGUGCCUUUUGCGGCUGUGGCGGCAGCGAACUGUGUCAAUAUACCCUUUAUGCGCCAGAACGAGAUCAUCAAUGGCAUUGAGGUGAAGAAUGCCGACGGCGAGGUUGUCGGCCAGAGUCGACUGGCUGCCAUUAAAGGCAUCAGCGAGGUGACCAUAUCGAGAAUCACAAUGGCAGCGCCGGGCAUGUUGUUGCUGCCCGUCAUUAUGCAGCGACUGGAGAAGUUGCCCGCAUACAGGCGCAUCAAAUGGAUCAAUGCACCCUUCCAAACGCUCAUGGUGGGCUGCUUCCUCUGUUUCAUGGUGCCCACGGCCUGUGCGAUUUUCCCGCAACAAUGCAGUCUGGACACCUCCACAAUGCGCACCUUUGAGCCGGAACUCUAUAAGGAUAUGGUCAAGCGUACUGGAGACAAGGUGCCCAAUCGUGUGUACUUCAACAAGGGCCUGUAAAAUGGAUUUGGCAAUAGGCCAGCUCGACGCUUAGACAAUAAAAUGUUAAUUUUAGCUUGUCAUCAUCGUUUUGUGCAUUUACAGAAACGCGCAACGUAUUGUUCCUUGUUCUAUGUCACAUCAUAUCAUGAGUUUCCUGUUCGUUUCAAAAUUCUAUGUAUUUUGACAGUGUGAAUUUGUAUGAAUGUGUAAUUUGCAUAAAUCAUUUUCUACAUGAUGUUCUACUCACUUUA